AUGAUGCACUUCGAAAGAAAAGAAAAAUCUUCAGGGGCGGCCCGGCUGUCCAUCCGUUGCGAAUUGAGUCGUCGGACGUGCCGAUCUGCGUUCUGCAGCAGUGCUCUGCAGGAAGACUGCAUCAAAACACGAAAAUGUGCUGAUCUUUUCUUCUUUCGUUGCAAUCAUCGUCAACGCAAAUCUAUGUUGGAGCAGGCGUCUGCGAGCUUUCGGCAGCUGUUGCACGAAGUGAGAACGCGAGAGGAUGCCGUUCGGAGCGACGUGGAGGUCAUGCCGAAAAGUAAAUGA
This is a messenger RNA of Pseudozyma hubeiensis SY62, 288 nucleotides long. Its product is annotated as ubiquitin C-terminal hydrolase. The record is from RefSeq and is a predicted model, not a curated record. Bases 1 to 288 code for a protein of 95 amino acids. Lineage: Eukaryota; Fungi; Basidiomycota; Ustilaginomycetes; Ustilaginales; Ustilaginaceae. The transcript has a single exon.